Molecule: messenger RNA, 5031 nt
Organism: Trichosurus vulpecula (common brushtail)
Lineage: Eukaryota; Metazoa; Chordata; Mammalia; Diprotodontia; Phalangeridae
Gene: MGRN1
Product: mahogunin ring finger 1
Exons: 18
Coding region: 212-1882 (556 amino acids)
Biological process (GO): endosome to lysosome transport; negative regulation of G protein-coupled receptor signaling pathway; protein ubiquitination
Cellular component (GO): nucleus; plasma membrane; early endosome
Molecular function (GO): ubiquitin protein ligase activity
Source: RefSeq, a predicted model, not a curated record
GUAGUGGCCGGCCGUUGCGAUGGGGGUGGGGAGAAGGGGGCCGAGCCGCCGCCGCCGUCGCCGCCGCCGCCGCUGCCGCCGCAGUCGCAGUGGGUGUUUGUGUUUGGGGCCGGGCACCCUGGACCACAGCCGGAUUAUGUCGGUGUGAGGAUCUGCCGGCACCCCUCGGCCGUCCGGAGCCUCUGCCAGCCCUUCCUCCACCCCUGGCGCCAUGGGGUCCAUCCUAAGCCGCCGGAUCGCCGGGGUGGAGGACAUCGACAUCCAGGCGAACUCGGCCUAUCGGUACCCUCCCAAGUCCGGAAACUACUUUGCCACACACUUUUUCAUGGGAGGUGAGAAAUUCGACACCCCUCACCCUGAGGGUUACCUCUUUGGAGAGAACAUGGAUCUGAACUUCCUGGGCAACAGACCGGUGCAGUUUCCCUAUGUCACUCCUGCUCCCCAUGAACCUGUAAAGACUCUAAGAAGCUUGGUGAAUAUACGCAAAGACUCCUUACGGCUUGUGAGGUACAAAGAUGAUGCUGACAGCCCAACAGAAGAGAACGAGAAGCCAAGAGUCAUGUAUAGCCUGGAGUUCACUUUUGAUGCUGAUGCUCGAGUGGCUAUCACAAUAUACUGCCAAGCAAUGGAGGAGUUCAUGAAUGGAAUGGCAAUAUACAGCACAAAGAAUCCUUCUUUGCAGUCUGAGACAGUCCAUUAUAAGAGAGGGGUGAGCCAGCAAUUCUCCCUUCCUUCUUUCAAGAUUGAUUUCUCAGAAUGGAAAGAUGAUGAGUUGAACUUUGAUCUGGACCGGGGUAUAUUCCCAGUAGUGAUCCAGGCUGUUGUAGAUGAAGGAGAUGUUGUGGAAGUGACCGGUCAUGCCCAUGUGCUAUUAGCUGCUUUUGAGAAGCAUGUUGACGGCAGCUUCUCCGUGAAACCUUUAAAACAGAAGCAGAUUGUGGAUCGAGUCAGCUACCUCCUCCAGGAAAUCUAUGGCAUUGAAAACAAAAACAACCAGGAAACCAAGCCGUCUGAUGAUGAGAACAGCGACAACAGUAAUGAAUGUGUUGUGUGCCUAUCUGACCUGCGAGACACUCUGAUCCUUCCCUGCCGACACCUUUGUCUUUGUAACUCAUGUGCAGAUACCCUGCGCUAUCAAGCAAAUAACUGCCCCAUCUGCAGGCUACCUUUCCGGGCCCUCCUACAGAUCCGGGCAGUGAGGAAGAAACCAGGAGCGCUGUCCCCUGUCUCAUUCAGUCCUGUUUUAGCACAGAGCAUGGACCACGAUGAACACUCUUGUCCCUUUAAAAAAUCAAAGUCGAACCCUGUCUCAUUGGCCAGCAAGAAACCUAAAAGGGAAACAAACUCAGACAACAUCCCACCUGGAUAUGAACCCAUCUCCUUGCUGGAAGCUCUGAAUGGCCUUCGCUCCAUCUCUCCAGCUAUUCCUUCGGCUCCUCUUUAUGAAGAAAUCACUUAUUCAGGGGUUUCUGAUGGGCUCUCUCAGGCUGGCUGUCCUCUCGCUGGGCUCGAUAGAGCCUUGGAGAGCAGCCUUCAGAAGAGCAAGCCAAACAAGUCUCCAGACAGCACAUUACGUUCCCCAUCAUCUCCUAUCCGUGAAGAAGAUGAAGAGAAACUGUCUGAAGAUUCUGACUCACCUCCCCCACUGAGUGGUGCUGAGCUAGUCCUUCGAGAGAGCAGCUCCCCAGAGAGCUUCAUAACUGAGGACAUUGAAGAGGUGCCAUCUCUAAAACAAGAGAGCCAAGCCCCAUCCAUAGAGGACGUCUUACAGGACAGCAGCACCGAGCACAGAAGCCUUAAUCAACCUGGGAUCGACCCUCCGGCUGACAUAUACCUACCAGCACUGGGUCCUGAUUCCUGCUCUAUUGGUAUAGAGGAAUAAGAUGGAAGUUCAGCCUCGAUGGAGACCCCCCAAAGCCACAGUAUGAAUGGUUCUACUCGGCCUCCAGUCUGUGACCCCAACCCUGAAUAUCGGGAGGCUGAACUGACUCCUCUCUAAGAUCUCAGCCAGGGAGUGGUUUGGAGCCUUCAGCUCAUUAGGCCUUUGUGAAAGGGCCUUUCGAUCUGGACACCAAAAUACACGCACAGACUCUCCUCUCUCUCCAACCUCUGUGGGAAUACUAGGCUCUGAGAUGCCACACAGACUUUGACCAAAAGAGCACAGCUAACCUUACACUCUGAUUACUUCCCUUUUUGUAUGUUAAAUUUAUUUGUAAAUGGUACAAAAUGAAGGACAGCAGCUUUUAUCAUGGAGCCAUUGAGGGCUUUUUUCCCUGCAAUACCCCAUUGGUUGGGGUAGGCAGGACUCAGGAGGUAGUUCCUUCUCGGAGAGCAGAAGUAACUGCUUAUAAGGCCAGCCUGGAGUUGGCACAGUUUAUAUUUUUAAAGCCUGGCAUGUCUCUGAAACUUGGGGUUCAGGACUGGUAAACUCCCUAUGGUGGUGGUGGUUUAUGUCUGCAGGAGAGAUUUUAGGGAGUAGGUGAGACAUUUUCCUCAGAGGUGGUUUUGAGGGGGGAUUUUAACUUUGUUUUUUGUUGGGGAGAGGAACCUUGCAAAAGAAAGGGGGAAUCAAAUCAAAGUCUAUGAAGGAAAAUAGUGUACAUUUUGUAACACAUGGUGGCUCCUAGUAGCCUUCCGCUGUUGCCGGUGUUUGCAUCAUCAACAUGCUUGUUUGUCACAAGCAUGACCUACUGCAGCAGCGCCUGUCCCUGUAGUGUCUUCUCGUUCAUGCCUCUUUAUCAUGUGAUUGCUCUCUUUGCUUUUAUUUCAGCUGUUGGCCAUUUGGGUUCAAAGCAAUUGGUCCUGUCCUCCAAGGGGACUCUGGGAUCAUUUUUUUCUUCAUCAAGACUUUUCAGGGUGAGAGUUCAUCUAAUUGGAGGACACUGAUUUCCAGAAGCAAAACAGACUGCUGGGUCUACUCAAUGACCUCUGAGCCCCAAGGGAUGCCUGAGUCAAAAUAGCAUCCUCUUCUCUGGGAAGGUAGUUGAGACUACAUGCAUCUGAAGUGAGAACUACCAGGAAGGUCUGGAGAUGUUACCUUCAUUUGGUUUGGCCUCUCUUGCAAGUACCCUGGCAAUGGAUCUGCAGUUUGAGCAUGGAUUUUGGUUGGGACUAAAAAGCUCAGAUUUUGGUUUUAAACCAAGUCAGCACUUUGCCUGCCAUAUGCACCUUCUCCUGGUUAGGUGCCUUUCUCUGAGUGCUGAGCUUCACAGAAGUUGCCAGAGUGUCCAAGUCAUACAGUGGAUUUAGGAACUCCUUUGAAAUCAGCAGCUGCCAAACUGGCAUGGCCAGUCCUGAAACAGGCUGUCUUUCCCAUGGACAGAACACCUGAUAUGCUUCCUGCCCUGAGAGUCUAAAUCCCUCCUGGUUUAUAGGUGUUUUGGGGGGGAAUCUGAGAGACAGAAGACUCUUCCCUCCUCCAUAGUUAACACAGCCUGCCUAGGAUUUCAGUAUACUCAUGAUCCGCCCCUUCCAGAUGAUAUUCAAGGUGCGUUGCUUCCAAGAUAACCUUUUCUGCAUUAUCAUUUAAAAGGAAAUGCCUUGGCAGAAAGGGAAAAUUCUAGAAACACUGGUACUCACUGCGAAGUUGAUAUACCAGCUACAGCUUUCUGAAGAAGAAUAGUAGAGCCUUGGUUGAGAUACAGUUUGUAUCUGCCUCAGUUGGUCUGGCCAUAGUGUCUUUCUACUAAAACAGUCCAGUACUCUCCAUUCUUAGUUUUCAGUUUAUUACUCAACAGCAGCCAAAAGAAUUUGGUGAAUGCCUCUAGCAAAAGCAGCGGCCUCAGCAGGUAGAAUUCUUACCCAUGGGCAGAUCUGAUUCUGUUUAAGUAGAAUGGGAGACUUAACCAGAAUGGGUUGGAAUGGGUAAAUUCUACUCUAUAAUAUAAUAAUUUUUGCUCCCCAGUGCCCUGUCCUGGACCCUCAGGAUUUGGAGUCUUUAGAUGAAUGGCUUUCAGAACUAGAUUGCAUUUAGCAGAUGCCACUCAGAAAGAGACCAAGCCCCAUGAAUGGGACCUUUUCUUUGACCUUACAUCAUGGAAUAUCUGGCAUUUCUUGCUGGAAGUUGGGCCCCCUCCAGUGGUUCUCUCGAGGAUUCUUUUGGACCUUAAUAGGGAACCUGAGGCACAAGCCAUAUGUCGCAAGUUGAAGUAACAUUCCAAGGCUGCUUUCCUCAAGUAGGCUUUUUCAGAAGCUCAUUAAAUAUUCAUGCUGAAACUGACACGAAGACCCUGCCUGAAAUGUGAAGACACUUCAGUGGCGGGGCUAGGCAUUCCUCACAGACUAAGCCCAUCUAAGGCAGCAGACCCAAGGAGAUGGGGAAAGGCCCGGUCUUCCUUUUUAAGGAAUUGCCCUACACUUCAUGCUCCUGGGCUAAGACAGACAACAAUUAUGUUCAGUUCAAAUGAGUUACUAAACUGCAGGUACAGAUUUCCAGCUGAGAAGACAGACUCAUCAGAGUCCAGAUGGAGAGCCAGAAUAGCUGGCUCCUGGAUGUGGCCUUCUCACAGCCUGUGUGUAUGUGUGUUGUCAGUGAACAGGCAAUAUUUUUUUCUCUAUCCUCAUCGACGUAUAUAGUUUUGUCCAGAGACCUUGUAUUGGGUGCCUUGCUUUUGCGCAGUGGGACAAACUGGAGCAGAGUUGUAUACUGAAGAUACUAACUUUUUUCCCCCUGUAAUUGCCACUUGUGAAUUUUGUCCUGUGGCUUCUACUCAUGGCUCUUUCCUGCCUCUGGAGACAGGCUACUUCGUGCACAUAGCUUUCCCCACAGCACCCCAGGGCUUUCCCGCGUCCCCCUCCUUCCUGUCCUGGCUGCCCAUAGACACAGUCCAGCUUUCUCCUUCCUGCACGCUGCUUCCCUCUUUUCCCAUCAGGCCUUUUUAGACCUUUCCUCUUCAGUUUUGGUGCCAGUACUUUGUUUAAACGACGGAACGCAGAUUUGCUCAUCCUGGAAACGUGCUAUUAUUUGAUGUAGUCUGAUUGGUUAGUUUUUGUUUGUUUAUAUAUUUAUAGUAAUAAAUUCAUGCAGCAAUA